AUGGAGAAAUCUCGAAGUAUGCUACACUACAAGGGCGUUUCAAUGGAGUGGUGGGCUGAAGCAGUCAAUACUGCGGUAUAUCUGAACAACCGUUCCACGAACACGCAAAACACAACUGUGACACCGUUUGAGCUAUGUUUCAAAGUGAAACCUACGCUAGAUCACCUGCGCGUAUUUGGUUCUCGCGGCUACGCCCAUAUAGACAAGGCAAAGAGGACAAAGCUUGAACCUAAGAGCUUUAGGUGUCUGCUGCUUGGAUACACAGAAAACGUCAAGGGUUACCGUGUCUAUGACUUGGACGCUUCCAAGAUCAAAGUGUGUCGCUCAGUAAAGCUGGACGAGCGUGAGGUGGGUGGUAUUUACGAUACACUACCUGCUCAGAUCGAAACAGUUAUUCAUGUUAGCACAGACGCCGAUGAUGAAGUCACGCUCGCACCAGUGGAACUUCAACCCGUCGAAGCGGAACCCAUGGAAGGCGUUGAGAACGACGCACCGGAUGUAGAGAUGGAGAGCAUGCAACCGAUACAGGACGCUAUACCGCCGCUGCUGAUGCCACAAGAACGGUCAGCUCCCACUGGAUUUGAGUUGGAACCGUACCGUGGACAACCGACUAUCUUCGAGGACGAUCAAGUGGUGUUCCAUACCCCUAGAGACCGUUUUAGAAGUUCCCGGGAACCAGUCUUCCUUCUUGAAGAGGGAACGGACGCAGAGGAAGAACGGAAGUCGGAAGGAAGAGAUGGACCGUCCUAUCCGAAGCGUGCCAGGAUCGAUGAAGACGGCCUUAUUGCUGAAGCCGUCCUCGCGUACGCAGCAAGCAUUGACACAGUGGAUCUUCCUACAACAUACGCUCAGAACUAUGUGUGCCAGCUGAACAAGGCCAUUUAUGGAUUGAAGCAAGCUGCAAGUGCCUGGAACAAGACCAUUCAUCGUGUAUUUCUCGACUACGGUUUCAAAAGCUGUGGUGCGGACCAAUGCGUCUAUGUCAAGCGCUCCAAGAACAGUUUUAUUUACGUCUGCCAUUACGUCGAUGAUAUGAUCAUUGCGGCAAAGACUAGUGAUAAAAUUGAUGACGUGAUAAACGCACUCAAAAAUGCCUUCAAGAUGAAAGAGCUUGGACCGGCGAAGUUUAUUCUGGGAAUGGAGAUCGACCAUGACAUGACUUCUGGAACGCUUAUGAUCAAUCAAACGCGAUACAUCGAUGAUGUGGCGAACCGGUUUUGGGCAAGAAAACGCUAG
Peronospora matthiolae is the source of this 1236-nucleotide messenger RNA. The record is from the annotation of a GenBank genome assembly. Lineage: Eukaryota; Oomycota; Peronosporomycetes; Peronosporales; Peronosporaceae.